AUGGCCGCUUUAUCACAACCAGACGCAACUCAAACCGGAGCACUCACUUGGGUGAAAAACACAUUCAAUGAUUUUAUCAACUUAUACAAAGGCAUCCCAGAUGCAUUCUCUGCUAUCAAGACGGCUUACAAGGCCACUGAUGGUAAAGUUUGGGACGCUAUUUCUCUCAACAAAGGGCCGAUAAUUACACUUAUAGCUACAGUUGUAGUUAUUCUUAUUAUUUUGACUGCUAUCAUUCUGACCACUAUAUUCUUGGUCAAAAGACAAAGGGCUCUUAAGAAGGCUAAAGUCGCCUCCCCGGAGACAACCUCAACAGACACCCAAGUCACCAUAGUUGACAACGAGACUAAUGGCCAGCACGACACCAUAACAGUUGAACAAACAACUGCCAUUAAACAACCAACUCCUGCCAUUAGAUCUGAAGCCACUAAGAAAGCAAGUGCACCUACCACUACUGGCGCCUUUCAACAACUCUUCGGUUUAGUUGAUUCGCGCGUCGCAGAGAAAGUCAAACUAGAUUACAGUCGACCCCACUCAACUAAGCUCGAGUACAUCGGCGCAUAA
Messenger RNA from Nematocida homosporus, 564 nucleotides. RefSeq lists its product as uncharacterized. The transcript has a single exon. Bases 1 to 564 code for a protein of 187 amino acids. NCBI's taxonomy places the organism in Eukaryota, Fungi, Microsporidia. The record is from RefSeq and is a predicted model, not a curated record.